Molecule: messenger RNA, 11806 nt
Organism: Porites evermanni
Lineage: Eukaryota; Metazoa; Cnidaria; Anthozoa; Scleractinia; Poritidae
Source: the annotation of a GenBank genome assembly
AUGAUGGUAACUCAAAAGCAGAGUUUGCCUUCUUUUUCCAGCUUUCUUUCUGUUUUGUCUAUUUUAUUUUACUGCGCCGGGUUUUUGAGAGUUGAAUUAGAGUUAAAUGAACAGAAGAAGAGAAUUAACGCUCUUGAAAACAACGCAAAGACUGAGCCGCGACCAUCAAACGAACGAAGUGUUGUGGAGAUAACAAAGACACGUUCUUCCGGUAAGUUUUUUUUUUAGAUUUCUUUACUGUUUAACUUUUAAUUCUUAAUGACUGAAAUUAACCAUUAGAAAGGAUACUAAAUGCUCAUCGUGCCCUGAGGAGAAUCGAAUUGGCAUGUUGUCACCGCUAUCUGUUUGGUAGAACUUCUGGUUGAAAUUAGCUACACAUACAUAAACAGAGAGCCUUCGUAACACAUUGUCUUCUUUUCAUCCAAAGUUUCUACGUAAAAUGUUUUUUACCCAAUCAAAGCUCCCUAAAACAGACAUGAAAGGGACAAGGCCAAGUGUCUGCAUUACAGAGGUAUCCGCUUAUAGAGGAAGGAAUUCUAUCGAAAUUGUAUCAAUUUUUAAGUUUAGGGCAAAUAUAACUGCCCAUAAAAGAGAGCUAUCCGUAUUAUUGAGGUUAGACUGUAUUCGUUUUGCCCCUUCCCUCGACAAUUUGCUUCGGCGAUGCAGAGAUUGGAUUAGGUUCUGGUAAACCACCAGCCCGAACCAGUCUCCAUCGGCUACAGGCGCGAGAGUCCUUCGCAUAAAUUGAGAGAGAAAUCUGGCUGAUGCGAGGCAGCAUGGACCACCGAAUUUGAAGAUAAUCAAGCGGGCCCUGUUGAUUUUCUACAAGGCAUAGCGUUAAGGCAGCCCCUAAAGAAACACAAGAAAGGGAAUAUAUAACAUAUUUUCAUCAAAUAAAAAAUAUAUAUAUAUGAUUCUCAAGCGGUUUAUGAACUCAGAAUAAAAUUUAACAGCUGCUAAGCGGCUAUUAUUAUUUAUCGGUAUCAUGCGAACUUUAUAACAAUGAACAGUUUUGUUUAUUUAUUUUUUCCUUUCUAGAGCUUCAAUUCCCCAUACACCAUAGGAACAGACUAUAUAAGCGUCAGGCUGAUUCAACCAACUCAAACAGCACAAAUUCUGUGGAUCAAACGGUGCGGAAAAUCAAGAAGCUUUUAUCCGAGGGCAAACUGCAACUUUGUCAUUCAAAAGGUGUCACGUGCUCAUUUCCAGGCCCUCCAGGUCCACCUGGACCCAGAGGAGAAAAAGGAGACCGGGGGCGAAGAGGACAGAGAGGUAAACCUGGAAACAAAGGAGAUCAAGGCAUUAUGGGGUUACCAGGAAAGAGUGGCAAGCAAGGCAUCAGGGGACUUGUUGGGCUGCCUGGCGAAGCUGGUAUUAAAGGUCAGAAAGGAGAUACAGGUCCCACAGGCAUGCCGGGACCGAAAGGAGAGCCUGGCGAAUCAUUUUCAGCACCUUCCGUUGCUCUUUCUCCCUCAAGGGUAACUGUGAACGAGAGUGGAUCAGCCACGUUUCAGUGUUCAGCUACUGGUAACCCUCAACCUGCGGUAUUGUGGAGUAAACUGCCGAAUAAAUUACAAAUGAGACAGUCAGCGGUUACAGGAGGAAUUCUAAGUUUACAGAACGUGAAAGGAAGUGACGCGGGUGUGUAUAAAUGUUCAGCGGCAAACGUCUUAGGACAAGCGCACGCGUUGGGUCACCUGGUAGUAAACGGUGAGUUCAUGAAUCUCCUUUUCCAUAAUACGUCCUUUAAUUUAAUCAGAGGAUAGAAAACCUCGCAGAAUGCACCACAAUAUCAGCAGUUGUCCCAAGAAAGUACGAGACUGACAUUCAAAUCGCGGCCAAGUACAAUACGCCAAUGAUAUGCCGGGUUUUUUUUUACCUUAUGGUAUAGAUUCUACAAGAGUCAACGUCUUCCUCUUUAUUUUAAACUCAUGGCCUUCCCUCCUCCAGUUAGGCGAGUAUCUGCAAAACACGUAUUUCUAGUGUAAGAACAUUUGACCAUUUAUUCUGUGCUAGUGCCAGGAAACAGGAAACCUGCCUCUUUUUAUUAACUAACGAGCGUCCUAAUAAUAUUAACUUUUUUCGCUUUGCAGUUCGUCCUUCCAUAUCUCUUAAUCCGGGACCCUUUUACGUCGUGGAAGGAAGUAAUGCUACUCUACCUGUGUGUCACGUGACCGGCUAUCCUGCGCCUUUGGUCAAAUGGAGUAAGUCAUUUGGUCAGCUACCCCCGGGGAGGGUACAGAGUAACAAAACUGUCAUGAAACUGUUUGGGGUCCGUAAGGUUGAUUCUGAUAACUACAUAUGCACUGCGACUAAUCUGUUAGGAACUGUAGUAAAACGAACUGUCUUAGUUGUGGUCUCCCUCCCUAAAUUCGCUAUAAAGCCACCAGAAAAAGUUACCGCGUUGAUUGGCGAAACAUUUACUUUAAACUGCUCUGCCACCGGUGAUCCUCAGCCAGUCGUGAACUGGAAAAAGCAAGGAGCACAACUUCCAGUUGGACGAAGCCAGGAGAUCAAUGGUGUGUUAGUUAUCAGAAACACGAAAAAGGAAGAUGCAGGGAGUUACAUUUGUGCUGCAAGGAGUGCAGGGUUUUUUACCGUGGAAACUGUCACAGCUGUUGUGCUUCUGCUUCCCAAAGGUAAUCAAAGAUUUUUUUUAUUACUAGAGGUGAAUAAUUUUGUUUUUUCAAAUCACUCUAGUCUGUGUCAGAUCCCAUUUUUCUUUUCAGUCGGAACGUAACAAAAAUGACAAUAACAAUGCCGAAGUACUCUGUCAUGAAUAGUGACAUUUUUAAAAUUUUGAGAUUUGUUGAGAUCUUCAAAAAAAAAGCAAGAUCAGUGGUCUGGCAAGAUUAAAAGUGCUUCCCAGCCAAAGAUCAGUUUGUCAGGGCAAAUUACGGCCAUGAGAUAUUAGUUUUCUCAUGAUUACUGAUAACCCCAUACAAAUCCUUCUAACUUUGACUUGUCAGAACGACCGAUAUGUAUGGAGAUUUGUGUGGAGUUAUACCAGAGCGUAACAGCGCUCACAAACCGUAAGAAAAUGCUGAUUUUAGGCAGGUAUGCCUUUUUGAUCUUUUUAUUCCAGAAUACCCAGACAAAACCCAUUCACGUUGAAUGUCAUAAAUUUAGUUUUAUUUAUUUAGUUUUGUAAUCAUUUCUUCUAUUAUGCAAAUUCCUUAAGGGUGGAGUCGUUUGCAGUAUAGGCGUAUACCCGUCGCAUUUGCUCGCAGGAGUUUUCAUUGUCUCUGAGCUUGAAAAAAUGAAAAAAAUUCUAAAGAGAAAUUGUAAUGGCUUUACGCGAAUGCUGCAAAUGAAUUGUCUCUAACAAGGGAUUUAAUUUUGUCCAAUUCAAUGAGAGCGAGUGCCAAAUCAUAAUUCUGUGUUUUUAAGUUGUUCGCGUGUUUCUGAAUUAUUUCGACGAACUAGUGCUCUUAAAAAUUCACCUUUGUUUGUUUCAGUACAGUAUCGUAAAUAAUUCCUUCUUAUUUUUUUUCUUCCCGUUCAGAUUGCUCUGAUCUGUUUAAGUCAGGCCGUACUCAGAGUGGAGUGUACUCUGUGAAUCCAGACGGUAGAGGAUCCUUUAAUGUAUAUUGUGACAUGCGCACUGAUGGUGGAGGGUGGACCGUGUUCCAGAGAAGACAAGAUGGCUCGGUAGACUUCUAUCGCGGUUGGAACGAUUACAAAUCGGGCUUUGGUCAGCUUACGGCUGAGUUCUGGUUAGGAAACGACAAGAUCCACAGGCUUACGGCCGCUAGACCCAGCUCUUUACGAGUGGAGCUGGAGGACUGGAACGGAGGAAUAGCAUAUUCCAAAUAUGGCAAGUUUAACAUUGGUGAUGAGCAGGCGAAGUAUCGACUUGAAGUGGGUUCAUAUUCAGGGACGUCGGGAAAUUCGUUAGCAUAUCAUAAUACUAUGAAUUUUAGCACAAAAGACAGAGAUAAUGACAAAUGGAGAAGUAACUGUGCUGUGAGUUGCUCUGGUGCCUGGUGGUACAACGCGUGCUACUAUUCCAGUCUUAACGGAAAAUACCUGAGAGAAAAACGUGAUCAGAGAGGUGUCACGUGGGAUCACUUCAGAGGUUCUCUUUCACUUAAAUUUGCUGAGAUGAAACUGAGGCCAUCAUCUUAGAUAGAAAACCAGUCAUAGGACUGGCUAAACCUUUUAAUUUAGUAUUUUUUUAAUGUUUGUUUUUGGGGAGUGCAUCUUAGAUGUUUUUCUUACCAACUGCCCGUUUCUUUGGUAAAAAGGAACAGUGCACAAAGCACUUGUAAGAUCUUACCAGCUUCUUGUCAUUGUACCACCCUUAGUAACUGGUAAACCCAGUAGGAAAUUUGUUAGCUUUAGAGAUACCCGCGACCAUCACAAAAUUCAAUGGAUGUCGGAUGUUAGAGCGGUGGGACUGGUCAAAUAUCCUUGGCUUGGAUGACGAUGAACACUAUAAACAGGACUCUGCCUGAUUUCAAGUAUAUUACACAGUUACCUGUAAACGUUUUGAUAAAUGAACUGAUAAACUCCUCUACUGAAUUACUUUAUCAAUAUACAAUUCAGCUUGCUUUGAUCUUCGUGACAAAUUAUUACCCAAGCACCUAAAUUGCCCUAUGAUGUAGUUUUGAUUCUUAAAAUAGCUUUUGCAAUACUGCACGUACUUGACUGUAUGGUUAUGCAAAUAAAGCUCGUUGUUGUUGUUGAUCAAAAUUAUGGUUUCGGAUAGAAAGAAAUAAGCGGAGAAGAGUCUGAGAUUUUUAGACAGUAGUAUGUCUUUAAUCUCGCUAGUUAUUCCCUGGCACUGGCGUGAAUAAAGAUAAGACUACUGCGAAUUAAUAAACAGGAAUGAAUAAACGCUGAUCAGAAUGCCAACAAUUUGAGGAUGUGCCAAAACGGAUUUGAACUUUGGUUCAGGUCAAACCGAGGGAAAAAAUAAUAUACAAAAACUUCACUUGUGAUCACGGUAUCAAAUUCAAUGUCAAAGUCCUAGCACCGAAGAACAACGGUAGUCUGCGUAGUCUGUUGAUAUUGUCUGAAAUGGUGACGCAAAAACAGAGUUUGCCUUCUUUUGCCAGUGUUCUUUCUCUUUUAUCUAUUGUAUUUUACUGUGCCGGGUUUUUGAGAGUGGAAUUAGAGUUAAAUGAGCAGAAGAAAAGAAUUAACGCACUUGAGAACAACGGGCAGACUGAGCCGCGGCCAUCAUUCAAACCAAGCCUUGUGGAUUUACCCAAGACAAGUUCUCUCGGUAAAUUUCUCGAUCUCAAGUCCUGUUUAUUUGUUUACUGUUUAACGUAACUAGUAUAUAGCUAUACGAUCGCUACGGUACUGUCAGUCACUUUUUUCCAAAACAUAUUAGAAACUCAUACAUCAUAGUACAUUUUACUUGGACUUAAAAGUGCAGGCUUGUUUCCAGGGCACUUUUUUGUAAAAAGUGCGUACACUCGGGGGAUGCACUUGUUCGAUUUUUGGGUGGGUGUGUGCCGCUGAGCUGCAAAUUCUGUCCCCUACUUUAGACCUUUCACAAAAACCUUAUUCAAUGCGAACCAACAACCAGAUGUAAGCUGGAAUUAAACUCCAAUCUUCACUGAACAUUGUUCACUUCCUAAGGAUAUGAUAUCCUAUUCUUAACUAAAAUCCCCGAUUUCUACCAAGACUAAACGGCAUAAAAAUCGUUACCUUUCGUACAGCGGUACAUACCUAAUAUGCUUCCUCAUCCGGGUGUCAACGGACCGUGAUCCGGUCUCAUUUAGCGCUAAGGUUUAUUCUUCUUGCUACAUAAAACGACACAAACGGUUAUCGACUCAAUACAUAGGGAACUCUUUUUUUGAAAGCGUAAGACGAUUUUCUUAGAAAUACAGUUGAACCAUGAUCUCGCCUUCCCUUUACGGAAAAGACCUCUCGGGAUUCGUAGAUGCAAUCUCAUGUGAAAGGGUCACUAGACCUGUAAUUUCACUACUCUUAGUUAUAUCAAGAAAUGCAUUACUUUUUGUAUUAUUUUGCUCCUAAUAUUUUUGCGCUUAGGAAUUUUCCGGUUUGAUUUAGCAAGCUUGUGCAUCGCUUAGGAAUGAUAGUACGUACGUGUGCCCGCAAACCUACAUAUUAUUGCCUAAAUGCCGUAGCGGAUAUUAGCUUUUUGUGGUUUUUCUUUUCGGUACAUUGUUUUAACCCUUUCGCUGCCAAAUGUAGCCAAAGGCAAAUUUCGACCAGAUUUCCAAAUUUCAUUUUGUAAGAUUUUGAAAAACAAAUAGUACCAUGUGUAAGUACGGGUAGAAAGCUUUCAUUUGAAUGGUCACAUCAUAGGAUUUCGUCCUAAGACUCUAAAGUUAGAGCCACCUUACAAAUUCCAUCAAACAUUCUGGCAGUGAAAGGGUUAAUCAGUUAAUUGACCUUAUCUUUUUAAGUUAGUGGGAUUAACCUAAGGAAAGCCUGGCGUUCUGUUUUACCGUGGUUUGGCAACGCACCUUUAUUGGUUUGCUACGUGCAAAACUGUUUAAUACUCUGGUAUAAGUAGAGGCAAGUUUUAGCCGUAAUUCAGGUGAGUUUGGACGUCACUGAAGAAACAGCAGCAGUUGUAAAGUUAACAAGAGAACUUGUUCCUAGCAAGGUUUGAUCUUUUAGUAGUUUCCGUUUAUUUUUGGUUAGUUUUAUUUUAUUGUUGCUGUAUUGCUGAUGGAUUUGAGUUUCAAAUAAAUUGCUUUGGAAAAUCCUUGAAUCCUUCUCGUUCCUGCCGCUGACCGCCCUGUCCUGUUACACCUAUACUGUGACAUUCUUAGCUAUCUAUUCUCAGCAAGCCUGAUACGCAAGUAUCUUGUAGAGAUGUGCUUCUUGAAAGGAAACAAAAUUAUAAUAACGUGCCCGUAGAUGAAUAGAGUUGGAGCAGUGCCACAGCGGAUCGUCAGCGCUAUUCUCUUUGGCUAAAAAGGAAGCUAAGGUUAACGGGUCACCUCUUCAAGUUCUACUGUACAGUACAGACCUGUACAGUUUGAUUCUGAUGAUAACUUUCUGCUACCAAAUUUGUCUCUCUUUUCUUACAUGACAACUCACCUUUCUGGUGUGAUGCAGCGCAGUUAUUUGUAUUCCGGCUUGUAAUUUAGGAUUAAUUGGACAAGCUGGAGUUCAAAUGAACCACCAGCCUCAUCCAUCGACAUUGUUUUCAAUCUAACUAGCGAAAACGAGGCGCAACGCGUGAAGGCACGUUUAAAAAAUUAAAAGUACAGAGAUAAACUUUCAGGGGCUCAUAAAGAGGAUUUUUGCACAAAAAUGAAAAUGAAUUAGUUACCACAAUAAGGCAUAGAUUGUGUUUAUCGAAGACAUUUUAACCGUUUUCUGAGAAUGCGGGAAAAAUUUACCUUUUCUUCACUCCCCAGUUUCCUCCUGACGGAUGGCAAAAUUCCCAGCCAGAGGGUACACCUACAGUUUGCCAGACGGAAAAAAAGAAAAACAAAAAACAAAACAAAAAAAGGAAAACAAGCAGUCCUGGAACUUUUGUAGAAUUCCCGGCGAUCUCAAUCUUACUCUACCACGUAGCACUUGCAGAAUGACUGUUGAACGUGAAUAUUUUUGUUUCAGAAAAAUACUAAAAGAAAUUUUCCCUGUCCCGUCUGCAGGAACAGAUAUUUUAAGGAACGUUUCUUUUGGGUGUUUUUUUUUACCUUAUUAGAGGCAGUUUUGCUGUCAACGCCUUGAAAGUUGUUUAAGUUCUCUACGGUAUUUAAUUAAAUAAUGUAAAGAGGGCAGUAAAAAAAUCAAAUACAUGUACCUGGCGAGGGCAGUAAAAAAUACAUUCCAAACAGGCAGUUGAAAAAGGCAAGAUGAAUUAAAGGAUUUGUUAAAAGUUUAUCACCUCGAAAUUCAGGUCAUAAUGCUAGAUAUUAGGUAUAAUUCGCACUGUAUAACAUUCAAUAAUCAAAGUGUUUUUUUUGCCUUUCUAGAGGUCCAUAGAAACGGAAUCUAUAAGCGUCAAGUUGAUUCAAUCAAUGCAACCAGCCCAAAUUCUGUGGACCCGACGAUGCAGAAAAUCAACAAACUUUUAUCAGAAGGCAAAUUGCAACUUUGCCAUUCAAAAGGUGUCACGUGCUCAUUAGCAGGCCCUCCAGGUCCACCUGGACCGAGGGGAGAGAAGGGAGCCCGGGGACGAAGAGGACAAAGAGGGAAACCUGGAAACAAAGGAGAUCAAGGCAUCAUGGGAUCACCAGGAAAAAGAGGCAAGCAAGGCAUUAUGGGACCUGUUGGGCUUGCUGGCCAAGCUGGUUCUAAAGGACAAAAAGGAGACAUGGGGCCCGCGGGCAUUCCGGGAUCUAAAGGAGAGCCUGGUGAAUCAAUUUCAGCACCUUCUGUUGCUGUUGCUCCUGCAAGGUCGACUGUAAACGAAAGCGGAUCAGCCAAAUUUCAGUGUUCAGCUACUGGGAAUCCUAGGCCUUCAAUAAUAUGGAGUAAAUUGAACAGUCAAACAAAAAUAAGCCAGUCAGCAGUUACAGGAGGAACUCUGCUCUUAAAGAACUUGAAAGGAGGUGAUGCGGGUGUGUAUAAAUGUUCAGCGGUAAACAUCUUGGGACAGGCUCACGCUGUUGGUCAUUUGGUAGUGAAUGGUGAGUUUAUGGACACAUCUUGUCAAAAGAGCAAGAUGAAAACACUAUAGCAUAAAAAAAACUUUAUUCAUUCUGAAAAAAAAAAAGACAAAAACAAAAACAAAAAUAGAUCCUGUUAAUUUACUUAGGUAAGCAGUUGACAAAUUGACAAAACCUUGGAUAGGUAUUUAAUUAAUCUAAACGUGAUGUUUGUCUGUUUUAACCUUGCAUUUGUUCAUGUAUUAAACUUUAUAAGAUCACAAUCAUGCAAAAAAAAGUAGGUUCGUCGAUCGUUUGGUAAGGAAAAUUAAAAGGGCGAAGAAUAUAACUAGGCGUGUGAUACAGAUAUUUAAACAGCCUCAUGAUCAAUAGUUUGUUUUGAAGAAAUCCUUGUUAAUGAUUCAGUUACUAUUACCAUGUAACGAAAAGUGACUGCAGCGGGACAUGACGUCAAUCACAAUUCUUAAUUACGGGAAGCACGUGUUUAUACCAAAUCAAUUAUGCUAACCUGUCUUUAACUGUGAAAAAUGCAUUCGAAUCUCCACUAAUGUCAUCCUAUAUACAACUGCCACUGUUUUUGCCCUGGUGGACAGUCCAUAUAAUGGCUUUUGUUUAAACCUCUCUACAACGGCAACAGCCACUACAGUGCGUACCCAACCAACUGCGAAAAUAAUCUUGUAACAACGGCCACGAAAUUCAAGUGUUCCCUAUGGUGCGUAGAUUUUUAAUCGCGGGAAGUCUUUCAAUUCAGUUAAAAAUGUAAAUACAGUACUUUUUUGCACGAACGUUUAGUACAGUGCGGGGGGGGGUAGGGGGCUCCCACAUGAAAAGGUCAGGGAUGCUCAUCGUCUCGCUUGGGGUGUUCUGGAAAAAAAAAAAUUUAGCCGUAAAGGUCUCUUUUAGGGUUGCAUUCGAAGAAAUAUUAAAAAAUUAUAUAUUUUCUAUUCGUUUUAUUUACUCGAUUAAUGUAAUCAAAGUUUAAAAUGAUUGCGUUUAGGGGCCAAAAAAGGUUGGGCCACGCCCAGAUUGGUCUCCUUUAGGGGUUUAAGCAUCCCUGCCCCUUUCAUAUGAGAGUCCCCCGGGGUACAGUUAAGCUUUACUUCAGUUAUUUUAUAGAUAUUUGACCAUUUAUUUAAGGCUAGUGCAAGGAAACGGGAAAACUGCCACUUUCGUUAUAGAUAUUCACGUAUAACUGUGGUAAUUACGUGAAAUUCUUUCGUUUUGCAGUUCUUCCUUCCAUAUCUUUUAAUCCGGGACCGUUUUACGUCGUUGAAGGAAGUAAUGCAACUCUACCAGUUUGUCACGUGACUGGCUAUCCUACGCCACUGGUCACAUGGAGUAAGUCAUUUGGUCAGCUGCCCCAGGGAAGGGUACACAGUAACAAUAGUGUCAUGAAACUGUUUGGAGUUCGUAAGGUUGAUUCUGAUAACUACCUCUGCACUGCGACUAACUUGUUAGGAACUGUGGUCAAACGAACUGUCUUAGUUGUGAUCUCCCUCCCUCAGUUUACUGUAAAGCCACCGUUAAAAGUUACUGUGUUGAUUGGUGAAACGUUAACUUUGAACUGCAGCGCUACUGGCGAUCCUGAACCAGCCAUGAACUGGAAGAAACAAGAAGCACAACUUCCAGUUGGUCGGAGCCAGCAGAUUAAUGGUGGGUUGGUUAUUAGAAACAUUAGAAAGGAAGAUGCAGGGAAUUACAUCUGUGCUGCAACGAUUGCAGGGGUUUUUGACGUAGAAACUAUCACAACUAUUGAUGUUCUGGCUUCUAAAGGUAAACAAGGAUUCUGUGUAUUACGAGAGAGGAUAAAGCCUAAGAGGGGGGUGUGUUGGCCAGGUUAAUUCUAGGACGUACAACCAAACUUGAUGAAAAUCGGGAGGGGGGGAGUGGCACAUCCCCUAUUCUCUUGAAACAGUUACUGAAGAGAGUUACCGAACGAUAAAAAAAUUGAAUAGAAAUAUGUGAGAAAAACCUCGUGGGGGGUGGAAUCCAUCCCGUUGGAGUCCGUUUUUAGCCGGAAUCAUUUUCAGAAAUAUCCACCUAAAAAUCCACCACUGCAUUCAAUAGUAAUUAACAUUGACGUAUUGUUAUGUCGGGUGAGAGAGGCGGACCAUAACGUUUAUUCUAGAGUUUUCACUGAUCGUGAUCUUGCUUUAAUAAGGGUAGAAUUCAGGUAAUUAAAUCAAAAGCUAUUCUUAAGUGAAUAAUUCUUAAGAAGCCUUUUAAAUUUGCUCCUUAUUUCUAGUGGGAAGCAAAGGCCAUAAUGGGACAUUAUGGCUUUUGGUAGAAGAUUUUUCUACGUUUCCGUACUGCGCUUGUGAACGUUCUACCUAUUCAUGAUGUGCUUUGGUUUUCUUUCUUAAAGCUGAUGUUUCUGGGUAACUGACCACCUACCCUUCCCCUAAGUCACAAUUUUGCCCUUAGAGAGAAGUAAGUGUCAAUGUUGGCUUAGGGGAGGGGUAGGUGGACAGUUACCCAGAAGCCUCAAUUGAUCCCUUAAAUUAGUAAAAUAAAUGAUGUACUAGCCUGAGAGCGAGAAGGCCUCAAAAGCUCCCCUCGGUCUGAAUAAAUAGGGCUAAUACGUUCUUGAUACUUUGUUCUUGAUAAAGCAUUUCAUAUUUAUCCCCCAAGAUUGUUCUGAUCUGCUGAAGUCAGGCUAUACUCAGAAUGGAGUUUACUCCAUAAGUCCGGAUGGAAGAGGAUCCUUUGAUGUAUAUUGUGACAUGCGUACUGAUGGUGGAGGAUGGACCGUGUUCCAGAGAAGACAAGAUGGCUCGGUAGACUUCUAUCGCGGCUGGAACGAUUACAAAUCAGGCUUUGGUCAGCUGACGGCUGAGUUCUGGUUAGGAAACGACAGGAUCCACAGGUUGACGGCCGCUAGACCCAGUACUCUGCGAGUGGAGUUAGAGGACUGGAACGGAGUAAGAGUAUACGCCAAAUAUGGCAAGUUUAAAGUUGGUGAUGAGCAGGCGAAGUAUCGACUUGAAGUGGGUUCAUAUUCAGGGACAGCAGGAGAUUCGUUAGCAUAUCAGAAUAACAUGGCGUUUAGCACCAAAGACAGAGAUAAUGACAGAUGGGGUAGUAACUGUGCUGUGCAAUACACUGGUGCCUGGUGGUACGACUCUUGCCACUACUCCAAUCUAAACGGAAAAUACCUUGGAAGAAAAUCUGAUGACAGAGGAACCCGUUGGAGAGGCUUCAGAAGUUCUCUUUCACUUAAAUUUACUGAAAUGAAACUUAGGCCGUCAUCUUAG